Messenger RNA from Pseudopipra pipra, 6023 nucleotides. RefSeq names its product estrogen related receptor gamma (gene ESRRG). Bases 889 to 2565 code for a protein of 558 amino acids. NCBI's taxonomy places the organism in Eukaryota, Metazoa, Chordata, Aves, Passeriformes, Pipridae. The record is from RefSeq and is a predicted model, not a curated record. Gene Ontology annotation, biological process: nuclear receptor-mediated steroid hormone signaling pathway; regulation of transcription by RNA polymerase II. The transcript has 11 exons. Gene Ontology annotation, molecular function: nuclear receptor activity; nuclear steroid receptor activity; steroid binding. Gene Ontology annotation, cellular component: chromatin; nucleus.
AAGAACUGCAGAAGCUGAUGCAGUUCCUUGGUUUGACCAUCCUUGGUUUGAUUCUGGAGGGCCGAGGCAGGAGCUAAGGGAGCACUGACAGAUAUUUGAAAUCACACUGGGACUUUGGUCAGAACACCAAACUUUGCUGAAUUUGGGGUGUUGUGCUCCAUGGUUUUGAUCCAACAGGGACCAGGCUAGACCAGGCUCUGGAUAAGAUAUUAAAUGAAAGAACCAGCCCCCUCUCACUCCCAAAAUCUUUUGACUUGUACUCUGUAUAAGAAAAAAAAGCACUGAGAAGUGCGUGACUGAUGCGAGGCAGGCUCAGGAUUAAUUUAGGAUAAACAGGAUGCCUGUUGCACUUAAUUUAGCAAUUCUAAGGCAGAAAAUGCUUUUGAGCGCAGCUAACAGCUUCUCAUCUGCAAAUGCCACGAUCAAGACAAAGCAAAAGAUAUUGUGGCGAAUUCUGCAGUUCACAGUCCUGACACAGUCAAAAACCUCCUAUUACAGUGAGGGAGACUUCUGCUUGUAUCACAACUGCCUAGGAUGCAGGAUUUCAGAGUAGUGUUAAAUAAAAAUAAUACAGUAAAUAUACCAUUUUAAAAGUCCUGCAGGACAUGCAGCAAACGCCGGUGAUUUGAACUGGGUGAAGUUGUCAAAGGUUGCUUUGCUCUCCAGAGCCUGGCAGUAGCUCCACUGAAAUGUGAUGCCAUUGGUUUUCAGCAAAGGUUUCUUUCUGCAGGGCUGCAAACAGAGAUCAGCUGCUACUGUGUAUACACAACUAGGGAGCAAAUCAAGCAGCACAUUUAAGCAGCCUUUUUAACCCUGAGACUUUCCAAGAUUUCUUCUUCACGCAGGAAGUUUCCUUUAUAUUGUCAGCUGUAGCACUUUGCUCAUGUAAUGAGAUCAGAGCUAGGAUCACUGCUGCACAGUAGAAAGACUUCCUUAAGACAUUUGUCCUUGAAACUGCACCAAACUCUUGGAAGAACCCAGAACCUGUCUUGGAGGAGUGAGUGCCUGGUGCAGUCUCUGCCUGGCUCCUUGGUUAACAGAACAGGAGAACUGAGAUACUUUGGUGAAAGUUACCGGAGUGUAAUGCAGUGGUACUUCAGGAUACAAACAGCAAUUCUCAGAGCUCAGAAAAGGGACCUGAUACAGAUCAACAAAAGACUCCCCCCUAUUAUUAACAACGCUGAGGAUUUGCUGACAUUUGGGCUGUUUCAUUGCCAGAGGAGGCUUUGUGUGUCCCAAAGGAAGCUUCUCUGCAGAAUGUCAAGCAAAGAUCGACACAUUGAUUCUAGCUGUUCGUCGUACAUCAAGACGGAACCGUCGAGCCCUGCCUCUCUGACGGACAGCAUCAACCACCACAGCCCCGGUGGCUCCUCCGACGCCAGCGGGAGCUACAGUUCCACCAUGAAUGGACAUCAGAACGGGCUGGACUCACCUCCCCUCUACCCUUCGGCCACGGGGCUUGGGGGCAACGGGCCGGUCAGGAAACGGUAUGAUGACUGCUCCAGUACCAUCGCUGAAGAUUCACAGACCAAGUGUGAAUAUAUGCUGAACUCGAUGCCCAAAAGACUGUGUUUGGUGUGUGGUGACAUUGCGUCAGGGUACCACUAUGGAGUGGCUUCCUGCGAAGCCUGCAAGGCUUUCUUCAAGAGGACAAUUCAAGGUAACAUAGAAUACAGCUGCCCAGCAACGAAUGAAUGUGAAAUCACAAAGCGCAGACGCAAGUCCUGCCAAGCCUGCCGCUUCAUGAAGUGUCUAAAAGUUGGCAUGCUGAAAGAAGGUGUCCGCCUAGACAGAGUACGUGGAGGUCGCCAGAAGUACAAGCGCAGAAUAGAUGCAGAGAAUAGCCCAUACCUGAACCCUCAGCUAGUUCAGCCAGCAAAAAAGCCAUAUAACAAAAUUGUCUCCCAUUUGCUGGUGGCUGAACCAGAGAAGAUCUAUGCUAUGCCUGACCCCACUGUUCCAGACAGUGACAUCAAAGCACUUACCACUCUUUGUGACCUGGCAGACAGAGAACUGGUGGUGAUCAUUGGAUGGGCUAAGCAUAUUCCAGGAUUCUCCACUUUGUCUCUAGCUGACCAGAUGAGCCUUCUGCAGAGUGCUUGGAUGGAGAUUUUGAUUCUCGGUGUUGUAUACCGGUCACUUUCUUUUGAGGAUGAGCUCGUAUAUGCUGAAGAUUAUAUUAUGGAUGAAGACCAAUCCAAAUUGGCAGGCCUUCUUGACCUUAACAAUGCCAUACUGCAGCUGGUAAAGAAAUACAAGAGCAUGAAGCUGGAGAAAGAAGAGUUUGUCACCCUCAAAGCUAUAGCACUUGCUAAUUCAGACUCAAUGCACAUAGAGGAUGUUGAGGCAGUGCAGAAACUUCAGGAUGUCUUACAUGAGGCUCUGCAGGAUUAUGAGGCUGGGCAGCACAUGGAAGACCCACGUCGUGCAGGCAAGAUGUUGAUGACUCUCCCGCUUCUGAGGCAAACCUCCACCAAGGCUGUGCAGCAUUUCUACAACAUCAAACUGGAAGGCAAAGUCCCCAUGCACAAACUUUUUUUGGAAAUGCUGGAGGCCAAGGUCUGACUAAAGCAUCAUGGGCUUCCCCAUCAUGCACGUUUUAAAAAAAAAAAAAAAAAAAAAAGGGAAAAUAAACAGGAUAAUAAUGGCAAAGAAACUUAGUGUUUAAUUAAGGAAAAAAUGACUGCACUGAUAUUUAGCAGCAAGACUGUGAAGCAGCUUUCAACUUUUUCUUCUGUGUCUUUCUGAUGCAGUUUUUUCUUUUCCUUUUCCUUUCCUCUCUUUUCCUUUCUGUUCUUUCCUUUCCUUUUUUCCUUUUCUCUUUAUUCCUUUGCUGCUGAACUUUUUAAAAGAGGUCUCUAAUUGAAGAGAGAUGGAAGCCAGGCCUGCCAAAGGAUGGAAAUCCAUAAUAUGGAUGCCAGUGAACUUAUUAUGAACCAUAAUGUCCCCAAUGACAAAGGAAUCAAAGAGAGAACCACCGUACCUAGCAGUACAGUACAACACGAUGAACUGACUGAAUGCAGUAUUAGAUUUCAUAGGAGCAGUCUCUAAUUAGACGACUAAGCGACGAUGCAUCGGCUGCUUCUUAUCAUUGCAUUUUCCAUCUAGAUCAGUUACAGCCAUUUGAUUCCUUAAUUGUUUUUUCAAGUCUUCCAGAUAUUUCUUAGGUUAGCUACAAUGUAACUUUUUCAGGGAAUAGUUUAAGCUUUAUUCAUUCAUGCAAUACUAAAGAGAAAGAAAUACUGCAUUUUUGUGCUGGCUUGAACAAUGAUGAACAAUAAUGAAGGACAAAUGAAUCCUGAAGGAAGAUUUUUUUAAAUGUUUUGUUUCUUCUUACUAACGGAGAUUUUUUUGUACCAGCUUUACCAGUUUUCAGCCAUUUAUUAAUGUGGGAAUUUAUCUUACUAAAGCAAUAGUCGAAGGGAAGGUGCAUAUUAUCACGGAUGCAAUUUAUGUUGUGUGCCAGUCUGGUCCAAAACAUCCAGUUUCUUAACAUGAGCUCCAGUUUAUAACUAAAUGUUCACUGACUCAAAGGAUUAGAUUACACCUGCAGUAUAUCCGAGUAGUCUAACAUAUAAAUACUCCAUGUCAAAUACGAAUCCGUACGUUAGGAGACAGCGACCGUACAAAGGUAUGGUUGCUAUGUGAUUUCUAACUGCUUCAGUUGCAAAUGAACGAGAUACUGCCUGUUUGCAAAAUUAUAACCUCACACGCAGAAAAACCCUAUGAACCAAUAGUAGCUUAGAGGCAAUGAGGCAAAUGCCGCCGUUCGCAAAAUUAAGAAAUCAGAGUAGUAGACUUCUGACCAAAUUGAAGAAUUUAACACUUCUAUACCUUAUUUAUUGAUUUAGACUUUAUUUUGUAAAUGGCGAUCCUUAACAAGUAGCUAAACCAGUAUAUGUGCUUUUCAACCAGUAUUGUCACAGCAUGAAAGUCAGUCAGUUUCAAGACUGUUACGAGGUGUAAUCUAAUGUAUAAACCGAUUAGAUGCCCCCAGAAAACUACAGUCGCUAAAUAACCAAUAAACAAUAACCUCCAUCAAAUGCUAUACCAAUGUACCAGUGUUAGUAGCUGCUCCCUGUACUAUGUGAACAUCCUUAUUCUAUGUACACAGAUGUAAUUAAAAUUGUAAUCCUAACAAACAAAAGAAAUGUAGUUCAGCUUUUCAAUGUUUCAUGUUUGCUGUGCUUUUCUGAAUUUUUAUGUUGCAUUCAAAGACUGUUGUCUUGUUCUUCUUGUGGUGUUUGGAUUCUUGUGGUGUGUGCUUAUAGACACAGGGUAGAAUUAGAGACAAUAUUGGAUGUACAAUUCCUCAGGAGAUUACAGUAGUAUAUUCUAUUCCUUACCGGUAAUAAAGUUCUUCCUAGUAAUAAUUAAGAGAUCGAAACUCCAAACAAAUACUCGUUAUGAACAGAUACACACUGAAAUCAUAAUAUUUUCAAAACAAGGGAUAAUUUCUGUAACAGUUUAUUAUAGAAUACCAAUGUAUAGCUUAGAAAUAAAACUUUGAAUAUUUCAAGAUUAUAGAUAAGUCUAAUUUUUAAAUGCUGUAAAUAUAGCUUUUAUUCAAUCAUCUCUCAGAUGUUGUUAUUAACUCGCUCUGUGUUGUUGCAAAACUUUUUUGGUGCGGACAAGUUUCCAAAACUAUUGCUACGUUGUGUGCUUUAAACAAAAUAACAAUGGGCCGAUGCUCAGUUGGCCUCGUGCUAGGAAAAAAAAACUGUGUAUCUAUCAUUAGCUAUAUGGGACUAUAUUGUAGAUUGUGUUUUCUCAGUAGAGAAGUGACUGUAGUGUGAUUCUAGGUAAAUCAUCAUUAGCAAUUCAUUCAGAUGGUCAAUAACUUGAAAUUUAUAGCUGUGAUAGGAGUUCAGAAAUUGGCACAUCCCUUUUGAAAAAUGUCAAAAAAAAAUACAACUCCUGGGAAAAAGGUGCUGAUUCUAUAAGAUUAUUUAUAUAUGUAAGAGUGCAAAAAAAAAAAGUUUAUUUUCCAGAAAGUUUGUGCAGGGUUUAAGUUGCUACUGUUCAAGUACACUAUAUAUAUAUAAAUAUAUAAUAUAAAUAUUGUUUUUGCUGUAUCACAUUAAAGAACUUGGGCUUCAGGGUCAAAAGCCAAUCAACUAGAAGUAUACAAAACCACACAAAAAAUGGAGAUGUGUUAAAGGCACACGGUGCAAACUUUAGUUUUUUAUUUUCCGUAAUUUUUUGGAGCUGCAAAAGAACAAGUAUCUCAAGACUGUAAAACCAUUACCUGAAACUUAGCUAAAAAAAAAAAACAAACUGCACGGGCUUUAUAAUGUUGUUCAUCUUAAACCUUGCUGGAGAAGAGUUCUUUCAAGACCACUUACUUAAUGUGAAGUGUUGGGAAAAUUUCAAAGGGUGUAUGUUUUAGCCAUAACAAUUUAAUUUCUAUUUUUGCUUCAUUUUUUAAUUUUUUCUUAUUUAAAGCAAUAUGAUUGUGUAACUCCCAGAAGUUACACAUUUGUUUCAAUCAGAUCAGAUUGUUGUAUUUAUUCCACUAUUUUGCAUUUAAAUGAUAACAUAAAAAAGAUAUAAAAAAUUAAAACUGCUAUUUUUCUUAUAGAAGAGAAAAUGGGUGUUGGUGAUUGUAUUUUAAUUAUUUAAGCGUCUCUGUUUACCUGCCUAGGAAAACAUUUUACGGCAGUCUUAUCGUGCAAAGAUCGCAAAAGGACAAAAAAAAUUUAACUGCUUAUAAUAAUCCAGGAGUUGCAUAAUAGCCAGUAGUUAAAAACUGAAACAAAACAACAAAUGAAAACAAACAUGUCUAUAGCUGUAGAUGGGCUUCACAUCUGUAUAGCAAUCAACUGUAUAUUUUUGUGAUGUGUAUCAUACCGUGUGCUCCAACCAAUGUCCAUUUGUGUAAAUGUAUUUAUUUUAUAUUGUAUAUAUUGUUAAAUGCAAAAAGGAGAUAUGAUUCUGUAACUCCAAUCAGUUCAGAUGUGUAACUCAAAUUAUUAUGCCUUUCAGGAUGAUGGUAGAGCAAUAUUAAACAAGCUUCCACUUUU